AUGAAUUUAGAUAAUAAGGUAGUAGGUUUUAUUGGUGGAGGUAAUAUGGCAAAAGCCAUAGUAUCAGGUUUAUUACAAAAUAAUCUAGUAAAGUCGACACAGGUUAUUAUUUCAAGUCCCUCUGAACUUACUUUGCAAUACUGGAAAAAUUUAAAUAUCAAGGCUGUGUUGUCUAAUAGUGAAGUUAUUAAUAAAGCUGAUAUUAUUAUAUUAGCCUUUAAACCACAUCAGUUAGAAUCAGCAUUGAAAAAUUUAGAUCUGGAAGAAAGUGAGAAUAAGCUAUUUGUGUCUAUUUUAGCAGGAAUAACCAGCCAGGAUAUUUAUGAUAAACUCAUAGCAAAUUCAAUUAAAAAACCUAGAGUCAUACGAGUAAUGCCCAAUACUCCAGUCACAGUAUGUGAAGGUUGUUCAGCUAUUUCUCCUCAUUCGUCUGCUUUAAAAGAAGAUAUAAAUGUUAUAGAAAAAAUAUUUUCAUCUGUGGGUAUAACGGAAGUUGUAAUCGAGAAUUACAUGUCUGCUUUGACGGGCUUAAUAGGAAGCGGACCAGCAUAUAUUUACACAUUGAUAGAAGCUUUAUCAGAUGGUGCUGUCAAGCAAGGUGUACCAAGACAAAUUGCAACAUCAUUUGCCGCUCAAACCGUCUUAGGCUCUGCCAAAAUGGUUUUAAGUACCAAGAAACAUCCGGGACAAUUAAAAGAUGAAGUUUGUUCUGCAGGAGGAACUACUAUUCAUGGUAUUCAUGCGUUAGAAAAAUGUGGCGUGAGAGCUGCUCUUAUGAAUGCAGUGGAAGCAGCAGCACAAAGAGCCGAUGAAAUAGGAAAAAAGUCGAAAAAGUAA
Molecule: messenger RNA, 837 nt
Organism: Pediculus humanus corporis (human body louse)
Lineage: Eukaryota; Metazoa; Arthropoda; Insecta; Psocodea; Pediculidae
Product: Pyrroline-5-carboxylate reductase, putative
Exons: 5
Coding region: 1-837 (278 amino acids)
Biological process (GO): L-proline biosynthetic process
Molecular function (GO): pyrroline-5-carboxylate reductase activity
Source: RefSeq, a predicted model, not a curated record